This is a messenger RNA of Chaetura pelagica (chimney swift), 765 nucleotides long. RefSeq names its product trans-golgi network vesicle protein 23 homolog A (S. cerevisiae) (gene TVP23A). Gene Ontology annotation, cellular component: Golgi membrane. The record is from RefSeq and is a predicted model, not a curated record. Gene Ontology annotation, biological process: protein secretion; vesicle-mediated transport. Lineage: Eukaryota; Metazoa; Chordata; Aves; Apodiformes; Apodidae. Bases 1 to 765 code for a protein of 254 amino acids. The transcript is spliced from 7 exons.
AUGGUCACACCACCUUCUUUUCAGGAGCUUCAGCUCCAUGUUUCUGCAGGCCUGCAGCAUGGUCUCUGCACUCCUCUGCAUCAGGGAAGGGGAACUCAAACCCUUCUGCUGAAGCUGCUCUGCAUGGAGGAUGAAAGCCAGAAAGUUAGUGCAUCGACAGAAAAAAACAGGUACCCUAUCAUGUUCCCUGUGCUCGAGUAUAAGGAUGUGUCCCUCGACCUCGGGAGCGAGGAGGAGCUGGCGCUGCGGAAAGCAAAGAUCAGGCACCCACUGGCCACCUUUUUCCACCUGUUUUUCCGAGUGAGUGCUAUUGUUACCUACUUGUUCUGUGACUGGUUCAGCAACAGCUUUGUUGCCUGUUUUGUCACUAUUCUCCUCCUUCUAUCCUUUGACUUUUGGUCAGUUAAGAACGUGACAGGAAGACUCUUGGUUGGUUUGCGUUGGUGGAACCAGAUUGAUGAAGAUGGAAAAAGUCACUGGAUGUUUGAAGCAAAAAGGGUACCUACAAUAGUCACCUCAACUGAAGCUGAAGCUCGAAUCUUUUGGCUUGGCCUCAUUAUCUGUCCAGUUAUUUGGACAGUGUUUUUCUUCAGCACCUUGUUCUCCUUGAAGCUGAAAUGGCUGGCUCUUGUGAUAGCUGGGAUCUCCCUUCAGACUGCUAAUUUAUACGGCUACAUCCACUGCAAAUUAGGGGGACAAAAAAGCCUCAGCAGACUGACAUCAAGGCUUUUGGUCAGAGCAGAUGUUCCCAAGAGUAAGUACUGA